AUGGCUCAACCCGAGAAGAGAGAUACGCUAUACGAGUAUCCUUAUAAUCCAGAAGACUAUGAUUACCAUUAUUAUUUAGAUAUUCCCUACGGAUACGAUGUGGAAACUUCAACCUACAAUUCAGCAUUAGAAACAGCGCGGGAUUUUACCUCAUCAAUUUACGAAGAUUCUUACGAAGGAAAGAUGGAGAGAAAAGAUAGUUUGGAGUUGAAAACUUUGAAUUCAGGUUCUACAUAUACCGAAACAGAACCAUCAAUACGAGAGGCUCCGUCAAUCGCAAGGCAACAAAGUACGAAGAGCACGAAGAGUUUUAAACACACGCAGGGUUUGUUCAAAAUGAUGUCGAUUAGGAAUUUAAGACGUUCUCCUCCUCCUGAGGAGAUUUCCUUGGAUGAUUCCGUAGAAACACUUGCUGCACCUUCAGCAUCCUCGACGACGACUCCAGUGGAAUCCAAAGAGACUAAAGAACCACCGAAACCUAUGGAGCCAGGAGGACCUGGCGGGCCUGGAGGACCACCAAAGGAAAUAUUCCCAGAGAUGGAUAUGGAGAAGAACUUGGUGGGAUGGACGGGACAAGAUGAUCCAGCACAUCCGAGGAAUCUUCCAGACAAGAAGAAAUGGUUAAUGUUGGCGUCCGUCAGUCUGAUUACAUUCUUGAGGCAACUCGGAUGUGCACUCGCGCCAAACAUUCACGUACUAAUUCUCUUCCGCUUCUUCGCCGGUCUGGGAGGAUCCGCAUGUCUCGCUAUUGGUGGUGGUGUUGUCGCAGAUUUAUUCCCAAUUCAACAACGUGGAAAAGCCCAAGCCAUGUUCGUGAUGGGACCACUCUUCGGGCCCGUCCUCGGUCCCGUAAUCGGAGGAUUCAUCGCCCAACGCGCCGGAUGGCGCUGGGUAUACUGGGUACUUCUAGUUGCCUGCGCCGCUCUCUCCAUCUUCUAUGUGAUCGUCGGAAAAGAAACAUCAGCCUCCGUCCUCAUCCGUCGCAAAACCAUUGCUCUUCGCAAGGAAACAGGAAAUCCAGAUCUUCUCUCCGCAUAUGAUGCCAAAAAGCCAGCCGCAGCAUUGAAAUUCAAAGCAGUGCUUUUAACGGGCAUAGCCAGACCAUUCCGCAUGAUGUUUUCCUCACCCAUUCUCCCUCUCCUUGCCCUCUGGAUGUCCUUCAUCUUCGGACUCAUCUACCUCCUUCUCACAUCCAUCGCCCAGGUCUUCGAAGAGAUCUACGGGUUCUCCAUCGAAAUUGCCUCGCUAGCAUAUCUAGGACUCGGUCUCGGUUUCUUCCUCGGCAUGUUCACCGUUGCCAAAACUUCAGACCCUACAAUUAUUGCAUUAACCAAGAAAAACAACGGAGUAUACCAGCCCGAGUUUCGUCUCCGCAACGGUCUCUUCUUCGCUUUCUUCAUCCCUGGUUCCUUCUUCUGGUAUGGUUGGACCUCAUAUUACCGCGUUCACUGGAUCGUCCCAAUUCUUGGACUAAUACCUUUUGGUUUUGGAACAAUGGGUGUAUUUGCUGGUAUCCAAACGUAUUAUAUCGAUACCGGCAAACAAUAUGCAGCAUCUGCCAUGGCUGGACUUACAGCCAUUCGAUGCGUGUUUGCAGCCUUUUUGCCGUUAGCCGGUAAACCCUUAUAUAAUAAUCUGGGGCUGGGAUGGGGAAAUAGUGUUUUGGGAUUUAUUGGAUUGAGCUUGAUCCCGGCGCCAUUUUUUAUUUAUAAAUAUGGUGGGCUUCUGAGGGAGAGGUAUCCGGUUAGGGUUGAUUAG
Messenger RNA from Sclerotinia sclerotiorum 1980 UF-70, 1758 nucleotides. RefSeq lists its product as hypothetical. The coding region runs from base 1 to 1758 and encodes 585 amino acids. Lineage: Eukaryota; Fungi; Ascomycota; Leotiomycetes; Helotiales; Sclerotiniaceae. The transcript is spliced from 3 exons. Gene Ontology annotation, biological process: transmembrane transport. The record is from RefSeq and is a predicted model, not a curated record. Gene Ontology annotation, molecular function: transmembrane transporter activity.